CUGCGUCUCAGCUAGCAGACGAGGGCUUCGCUCGCAGCUCUGCAGAGGCUACGCUGAGACUGAACCGGCAUCGGAAGCAGAAUCUCUGGCUGCCAUCAACAAGUUAGGGUUGGACGAUCACGGCUAUGAAUAAGGAUUGCUUGAUCUUCAAUUAACCAUUUGAGCUGACAUCAUUGCGGUGGAAGGAAAACAAAAGGGUAAAAAGAGAAAAAGGAAAAAAAGAGGAAGGGGACUGUUCAUCCGGAGUGGCUCUGAAAGGAACUGAGCAACUUAAGAAAAUACAUAUAAAUAUUUAUUUAAAAGGAUUUGCGGCAUAGAGUAAAAGACUAUCCUUUCCUUGAAGUUGGAUUUUAAAAAGGACUAAGCAAAACAAGAGGAAUAUCCAUCAUCUUGGGACAUGGAAUUUCAUUUUUUGUUUCAUUUGGGUGGGCUCAGAAUUGCUUUAUUUCCAAAGAGGCUGAUUCCUUUUGUGCUUACUCAAAAGGGCUUUUUCCCUUUGGAUUUUUCUUCCAUCUGGUUGCUCCAAGAGUCUGCAGAAAAGGACAGUUGAAUGCAGCCUCCGAUGUGCACAAAAGAAUGGGUUUCCAUUCAAGGUGGCCAUUGGUGGGACCUGCACCAGUGGCUCUGUGUCUGUGUGUGAUCAGCAUGCUCUUAGUGUGCCUGCUGCCUCCUGCAUCAUGCACAACCUGCCCUCAAAAAUGCCGUUGUGAGGACCUGCAGUUCUACUGCGACACCCAGGGGCUUCAGGCACCACCAGAUGGUGUGGACAAGGGGGCCCUGGGGUUGUCACUACGUCACAAUAGCAUCACUGAACUCAGCCCUGAUCAAUUCUAUGGCUUCAGCCAGCUCACCUGGCUACAUUUAGAUCACAACCAGAUUACCACAGUACAAGAGGAUGCCUUUCAAGGGCUCUACAAGCUAAAGGACCUUAAUCUGAGCUCAAAUCGUAUCACCAAGUUGCCCAACACAACCUUCAUCCACCUCAUCAAUCUUCAGAUACUGGAUUUGUCAUUCAAUCAGAUGACUGCAUUGGAACCAGAACUGUUCCAUGGACUGAGGAAACUCCAGAUACUUCAUCUUCGCUCCAAUUUACUCCGCACCACACCUGUUAGGGCAUUCUGGGACUGCCGCAGCCUGGAGUAUCUGGGCCUGAGUAGCAACAGGCUACGAAGUCUUGCCCGUAAUGGAUUUGCAGGACUUAUUAAGCUUAAGGAGCUCCACUUGGAGCACAAUCAGCUGACCAAGAUCAACUUGGCCCAUUUUCCCCGCCUUGUUGCCCUCCAAUUUCUAUAUCUCCAGUGGAAUAAGAUCAGCAACUUAACAUGUGGUAUGGAGUGGACCUGGACUACUUUAGAGAAGCUGGACCUCACAGGAAAUGAAAUUCGUGUACUAACACCUGACGUGUUUCAAACGCUGCCAAAUUUAAAAAUUUUGCUGCUGGAUAACAACAAACUAACCAGUUUGGACCCCCAAGUCAUGGAUAUGUGGCAGUCUCUGGGUACCAUUGGUUUGUCUAGCAACCUUUGGGAAUGUACCAAACGGAUUUGCUCUCUGGCCACCUGGCUUAGCACCUUUAAGGGAAGGUGGGAACAUUCCAUUCUCUGCCAUAGCCCUGAAUAUGCCCAAGGUGAGGAGAUACUUGAUGCCGUUUAUGGAUUCCAGCUUUGCCAGAACUUUUCAGCGCCAGUUGUUCAGACAAUUAGUACAACCACAGACGCUACUACAGCUACAGAGGUCACAAGCUCCAUGUUUGGAAUUAUGCAGCCAACUCCUACGCAGGACUACACAGAGGAUUUUGGGAGCUUUACCACAGUGACUACCACAACAACCACAACACAACUACAACGCACUGCUGAAGCAACCACUGCUACAUUGGAAGAGGCAGCUGUAACAGAUGACUUCUCUGCAAUGGACAACACUGUUAUGACUCACAGGGUUAUCAUUGGAACUAUGGCCCUCUUAUUUUCAUUCUUUUUCAUCAUUUUCGUGGUGUAUAUCUCACGGAAGUGCUGCCCUCCCACCCUACGACGAAUACGCCAUUGUUCGGCUAUUCAAAACCGCAGACAGAUGAGGACCCAGCAGCGGCAGCCUAUGGCAGAUCUAGCGACACAGGUACCCUAUAAUGAGUACGAGCCUAGCCAUGAAGAGGGGGCGCUUGUGAUCAUCAAUGGCUAUGGGCAGUGCAAGUGUCAGCAACUGCCUUACAAAGAGUGUGAAGUAUGAACUCUUAUUUAUUCCUAGAGUUUAUGGUUUGCCAUUUGAUCAUUUCAAAUGAUACAGGGUUUGCUUUUUUGUUUAUGUAAGUUUAUGUAAAAAGCAUAAUUUCUACAAGUGAGAUUUGAGAAUACGUGCAAAGUUUUGAAUGCUACAAUGACAGAGGCAGAAGAUGACAGGUAAGGGGUGAUGUAGAGAUAGUCACAAAUUUAUUUUUCUAUGAAUGCAAGGUUGUUCAUAUCAGGCAGGGGCAAUCAUUUUAAACAAGAAAAUUGUAAACUGUGAGAUUUAUCUUCACAUUAUCUUUAUUCUGCAGCACAGAAAAAAAAAACACUUAGCCAAAAGGCCCUCUGCUAAGAGAAUACAAGAAGUGGAGAUACAUGAUUUCAGUUUUAAGUCUUUUAAAAGAGUAAAUAUUUGAAAUGCUAUUUGUAACUGCGUUACAGGCACUAUAAACCCAUCACUGACUCACUGGGGAAAAUAAAUUUGAUCAAUUAUCUGAA
This is a messenger RNA of Betta splendens (Siamese fighting fish), 2717 nucleotides long. It is a transcript of the gene lrrtm2, whose product is annotated as leucine rich repeat transmembrane neuronal 2. Bases 577 to 2223 code for a protein of 548 amino acids. Gene Ontology annotation, molecular function: protein binding. The transcript is spliced from 2 exons. The record is from RefSeq and is a predicted model, not a curated record. NCBI's taxonomy places the organism in Eukaryota, Metazoa, Chordata, Actinopteri, Anabantiformes, Osphronemidae.